This is a messenger RNA of Tetrahymena thermophila SB210, 456 nucleotides long. Its product is annotated as 40S ribosomal protein S14. Gene Ontology annotation, cellular component: cytosolic small ribosomal subunit; ribosome. NCBI's taxonomy places the organism in Eukaryota, Ciliophora, Oligohymenophorea, Hymenostomatida, Tetrahymenidae. The record is from RefSeq and is a predicted model, not a curated record. Gene Ontology annotation, molecular function: structural constituent of ribosome; mRNA 5'-UTR binding; small ribosomal subunit rRNA binding. Bases 1 to 456 code for a protein of 151 amino acids. Gene Ontology annotation, biological process: maturation of SSU-rRNA from tricistronic rRNA transcript (SSU-rRNA, 5.8S rRNA, LSU-rRNA); translation; ribosomal small subunit assembly. The transcript is spliced from 3 exons.
AUGGCUCCCAAGAAGACUGCCCCCGUUCAAAAGGAAGUUAUCUCCUAUGGUCCCCCCAACGUUGGUGCUAACGAAAACGUUUUCGGUGUUUGCCACAUCAUGGCUACCUGGAACGAUACUUUCAUCCACGUUACCGAUCUUUCCGGCAGAGAAACCCUCGUUAGAGUUACUGGUGGUAUGAAGGUCAAGGCUGACAGAGAAGAAUCCUCUCCUUACGCUGCUAUGCAAGCUGCUAUCGAUGUCGUUAACAGAUGCAAGGAAUUAAAGAUCAACGCUUUACACAUUAAGUUAAGAGCUAAGGGUGGUGUUGAAACCAAGCAACCUGGUCCCGGUGCCCAAUCUGCUUUAAGAGCUUUGGCCCGUUCUGGUAUGAAAAUUGGCAGAAUCGAAGAUGUUACCCCCAUCCCUACCGAUUCUACCAGAAGAGAAGGUGGUCGUAGAGGUAGAAGAUUGUGA